Messenger RNA from Lucilia cuprina (Australian sheep blowfly), 1928 nucleotides. RefSeq names its product imaginal disk growth factor 6. Lineage: Eukaryota; Metazoa; Arthropoda; Insecta; Diptera; Calliphoridae. Gene Ontology annotation, biological process: carbohydrate metabolic process; chitin catabolic process. Bases 1 to 1785 code for a protein of 594 amino acids. The record is from RefSeq and is a predicted model, not a curated record. Gene Ontology annotation, molecular function: chitin binding. The transcript has 7 exons. Gene Ontology annotation, cellular component: extracellular region.
AUGCGAGAGAAGGAAAAACUAAGGAAACAAUGGCGCACAGGCGUUAAUGUACUUAAAAAGAAUUCUGUACGCUUGGCUGAGGUUUGGUUAGAUGACUAUUCCAAAUAUUACUAUCAACGCAUUGGUAACGAUAAAGGUGAUUUUGGUGAUGUUAGUGCACGUAAAAAAUUGCGGUGUUCUGAAAUGAAUUCUGCUGAACCUGUCUAUUCACCCACCAUGGCCGGUGGCUUAUUUUCCAUAGAUCGUGAAUUCUUCGAAUUAUUAGGUACUUAUGAUUCUGGUUUCGAUAUUUGGGGUGGUGAGAAUCUAGAGCUGUCAUUUAAAACUUGGAUGUGCGGUGGUACUUUAGAAAUUGUGCCAUGUUCCCAUGUGGGUCAUAUCUUUAGAAAGAGAUCACCGUAUAAGUGCAGUGUUAACACAAAUGUUUUAAGUUACUCUCAGUUCUUGUUCAGCGCAAGUUUGGUUCUAGUUUUUCCUAGAAAGCUUUUUAUUAAGCUUUUUCUCAUUUUUUAUAUAUCUUUAUUUUUAAUUUCAUUCUUGAAAUUUUCUUUUACAGGUUUGGCCAAACUUAUCAUUGACGACUUAGAACCCGCCUUCCAAUUCUGUACCUAUGUCGUCUAUGGUUAUGCUGGCAUUGAACGUGACUCCUUUAAGGCUUUGAGUACCAAUCAAAAUUUGGACUUGGAUUUGGGCAAGGGUUUGUAUCGCACAUUGACCCGUCUAAAGCGUAAAUAUCCCAAUGUUAAGGUUUUAUUGAGUGUGGGUGGUGACAAGGAUAUCGAAACUAGUGAAGAUGCCAAAGAUUUGCCCAACAAAUAUUUGGAAUUGUUGGAAAACCCCACUGGACGCAUGCGUUUCAUUAACACCGCCUAUGCUUUGGUGAAGACUUAUGGUUUUGAUGGUUUGGAUAUUGCUUGGCAAUUCCCCAAGAACAAACCCAAAAAGGUGCACAGUGGUUUGGGCAGUUUCUGGAAGGGUUUCAAGAAAGUCUUUACCGGUGAUCAUAUUGUCGAUGAAAAUUCUGAAAUGCACAAGGAACAAUUUACAGCACUUAUGCGUGAUUUGAAAAAUGAAUUGAGACCCGAUAACUUCCUGUUGUCCACUACCGUUUUGCCCAAUGUUAACUCUUCAUUGUUCUACGAUAUUCCCGCCUUGGUCAACUAUGUCGACUUUGUUAAUUUGGCUGCUUUCGAUUUCUAUACACCCGAACGCAAUCAUGAAUUGGCUGAUAUUGCCGCUCCCUUGUAUCCCAUGGCUGAUCGUAAUCCUGAAUUCAAUGCUGAUUAUCAAGUACAAUUCUGGUUGCGCAAUGGUUGCCCUUCGAAGAAAAUCAAUUUGGGUGUUAGCACCUAUGGCCGUCCCUGGAAAAUGACUGAAGAUUCGGGUGAUACUGGUGUACCACCUGUAGCUAAAGUUGAAAAUGAUGCUCCUUUGGGUGUUAACACUCAAACUUUGGGCUUGUAUAGUUGGCAAGAGACCUGCUCUUUGUUGCCCAAUGCCAAUAACAUGUAUGCCAAGGGUGCUGAUGCUCCAUUAAGAAAAGUUUCUGAUCCUUCACGUCGCAGUGGUGUUUAUGCCUUCAGAGCUGCCGACAAAAAGGGCAAGAAUGGUGUUUGGGUUUCCUAUGAAGAUCCCGAUACAGCUGCUGAUAAGGCUGCCUAUGCUAAGAGUCAUAACUUGGGUGGUAUUGCUUUGUACGAUUUGUCCUACGAUGAUUUCCGUGGCCUUUGCACUGGUGACAAAUAUCCCAUUUUGCGUGCCAUUAAAUAUCGUUUGGUCAAUUAAUUCUGCUGAUGUUUUUUUACUAAUUAUGUGAAAAUUAUGUUAUAUGUUUUUAUAUUAUAGUUUUAGUCCUGCAAAGUUUUUGUGCUUUUUUCCGGAGAGUGGAUGAAAAAGAAAAUAAAUAUUUUAAAGAAAUUUUUAUUAAA